Messenger RNA from Arabidopsis arenosa, 892 nucleotides. The record is from the annotation of a GenBank genome assembly. Lineage: Eukaryota; Viridiplantae; Streptophyta; Magnoliopsida; Brassicales; Brassicaceae.
AAGAACAAACUUUUUGAAUCUUAUUUCCGAAAGAAAGAGAGAAAAUGUCGUUUACAGGAACAUUGGAUAAAUGCAAGGCCUGUGACAAAACCGUGUACGUGAUGGAUUUGUUAACAUUAGAGGGUAACACUUAUCACAAAUCUUGUUUCAAAUGCAGCCAUUGCAAAGGCACUCUCGUGAUAAGCAAUUACUCAUCAAUGGAUGGAGUUCUUUAUUGUAAGCCACACUUCGAACAGCUUUUCAAAGAAUCUGGCAAUUACAGCAAGAAUUUUCAGGCGGGAAAGACCGAGAAGCCCAAUGAUCAUCUGACUCGAACUCCAAGCAAGUUAUCAUCAUUCUUCAGUGGAACACAAGACAAAUGUGCGACUUGUAAGAAAACGGUUUAUCCACUUGAGAAAGUAACAAUGGAAGGAGAAAGUUACCACAAGACUUGCUUCAGGUGCACUCACAGUGGUUGUCCUUUGACUCACUCUUCUUACGCUUCUCUUAAUGGCGUCCUCUACUGUAAAGUCCAUUUCAAUCAGCUCUUUCUCGAGAAAGGCAGUUACAAUCACGUCCACCAAGCCGCUGCUAACCACCGUCGAUCAGCCUCUUCUGGUGGCGCUUCUCCACCUUCUGAUGAUCACAAACCUGAAGACAGCGCCUCAAUUCCCGAGGGAAAAGAAGAUGAUGCUGUCCCUGAAGCUGCAGGAGAGGAGCCUGAGCCUGUGGUUGAGUCUUGAAUGUGGUGGAGGAACGAUCUUAUUAUCAGUUGUCAAGUUUGAAGUUUUAUAUGCUUUUACUGUUUAAAUGAAUAUAUAAAUACAAUUGUUGUUGUUUCUUCUUGUAAAUUCUUGUAAAGUUUAAAGCUCUUUUGGAGAGAAUAUGUUGUAAACAAAAUCUUUAUCAUCCA